Messenger RNA from Arachis ipaensis, 1518 nucleotides. The record is from RefSeq and is a predicted model, not a curated record. Lineage: Eukaryota; Viridiplantae; Streptophyta; Magnoliopsida; Fabales; Fabaceae.
AUGAGUGGGGUGAAAGUGGAGGAGAACUUGAACCGGCUGGACGAACAUCAUAUAGCGGCAAAUUUAUUCCAUAAGCCCACACGUGUUCUUACUCCUCAUGGCACGCUCAUUGAUGUUUUCACGUUAGAGCCUGGGGAUCCAACCAUGGAAAUUAGGCGGGAGAGGCUUGACCCUUAUUUGAGACGUACCGGAUUUUAUCAUGCCUCUUUGAUCAAGCGCUUCGAGUACGACAAUCCACUUAUUAGUGCCUUUGUGGAACGGUGGCGUCCGGAGAUGCAUACGUUUCAUCUGCCUUGGGGUGAGUGUACCAUAACUCUAGAGGAUGUAGCCAUGCAGCUAGGUUUACCUGUUGAUGGUCAGCCUGUUAGUGGUAUGUUGAGGUCAUGGAGUAAGUUUCAUCAGAGAGAUAUUUGGGAAUGGUGUCAUGAACUUCUAGGUGAGGUUCCCCCCGGCCACAUAGGGACAACGAAGUACAACAUCAAGUUGAAGUGGCUCAGAACUCGUCUUCAGCAGAUGCCGCUUGACUUAGAUGAUAAUGGUCUCAUGCAGUAUGCACGUUCUUACAUACUUUACUUGUUGGGAGGCGUGCUUCUCCCUGACAAGGCCAACAACACAGUCCAUGUUCGAUAUCUGCCUUUAUUGGCUGACUUUGAUGCCAUAGGUACGUACAGUUGGGGUAGUGCCGUCCUCUGUUGGUUAUAUCGUUCUAUGUGCCUCGCAACAGAUUACAGUGUUGAGUGUAUGGCCGGGUGUCAUACCUUGCUCAUGUCGUGGAUAUACUAUAGAUUACCGUUCUGGGCCCCGGAUGUCACAACAGCGUUCAGUUUUCCUUUGGCCACGAGGUGGGCAGGGAAAAAAAAGGAAAGAAUGACUAUGCUGAGCAGCACCUACUUAGGCACCGUCUACGCUUGGAUAAUCUACAAGUCGACGAGGUGGAUUGAGAUCCUAAAUGUUGACCGUGUGUUGCGACAGUUUGGGGGAAAGCAAGGACCUCCGAACCCGCCGCUUAAUAUUGAUACGUUCCAUCGACAAUCAGCCCGUAAUGACGACGGUUGGUGGCCGGUUCGACUAUCCGAAUGGUUUGAGGUAUGGGGCAAACGGCGCACGGAUGCAUACCGGCUGCGGAUUGAUCGUGCAGAUACAUUGCGUCCCAGCCAUGAUUACUAUAGGUGGUACUCUGAGAGAACCAGGAGGUUUCUGUCUGCCCCUGAUGCAUUGCAUGACCCGCGGGGUGAUGUUGUCCCCGCAGAUGCGCCGGCAGAGUAUGGAAGAGGCCCUGUGAUUAAUUUGCCUCCCGUUCCCCGAGACCAUCGGCGCCGUCGCUCCCGCAGAGGCAGAGUUGAGGGUCAUGGUGACCAUGGGGACGAUGAGCAACAGUUGCCAGAACAAGACCGACCCAGUUUUGAGCCAGACAUCGAACACCAUAUUCCCCGAGAGGCUCCUCCAGUCGCAGGGGACUACUACUACCCGCAACCUGUUGGACCUGCAGCACCCUCCCAUCCUUCUUCCAUUCAGUAG